Molecule: messenger RNA, 1368 nt
Organism: Mesocestoides corti
Lineage: Eukaryota; Metazoa; Platyhelminthes; Cestoda; Cyclophyllidea; Mesocestoididae
Source: the annotation of a GenBank genome assembly
AUGAAGCUGUCUGGGUCAGUGACAAACAGUGUCAAGUCGAUUGUGCCCAAUUUGUCAGAGGAGGAGUUAAAGGACUUGAUUUUGAAUUUCAAUGAUUUUGCUGUUCUCAAUGGUAUCUUGAAGCGCUCUCCAGAUGGUGCCACUGUAACACUCCAGCACACACUUUUACCUUCGCCGUACCCACGAUUUCAAUUUGAAGAAGCUGUUCAGCUACAACGAUCUUUCAAUCUUUUAUUCCAUCAUGUUUCCAUGGACUACGACUUUUUGGAAUCUACAUUUAAGCCAGUCUUAUCGCAAGAUGAUUAUGUUUGUCGAUUGUGGAACAUUCAUAAAUUGGAUCACGACCUGGGAAGUGUACAGCCUCUUAAAUUGGCCCUUAGCCGUUCCGACUACAUGCUGCAUUCUGGCCUGCCUGGGUGCCCACUAAAGCAGGUGGAAAUGAAUUUCAUUGCUGCCAGCUUCGGUGGCAUAACCGAACGACUGACUCGAGUGCAUCAGCGCAGAUUGAAUCAGUUGUGGUGUGCAAAUGUUCCACAGCUGCCACCCUGUCCCUCGUCCACGGGCUUCGGUUCUUCGAUCGCUCGGACAGUCGAGGAGUACGUGAAGUCAAGUCCUCACUUUCGACGCACCGCCUUUCCCGCCGUGCUUGUUGUCAUUUCUGACCGCGAGACUAACAUCUUCGACCAGCGCAGCAUCGAGGAGUCCGUCUCGCUACACAAUCCUGCCAUUAAAAUUCUCCGCCGUACAUUCGCCCAGCUCUCCGAAUCCACCGGAAGCGUGAGCAUCGAGGCGGGUAGCGGGCGGCUGUUUGUCGAUGGCUUUGAAAUCGCUCUCAUCUACUACCGGACUGGCUACGCACCGGAUCACUUCAGUGAAGAGGAUUGGUGCACGAAACUUCGGCUGGAGCGAAGCUUUGCGGUCAAAUGCCCAUCGAUCGACUACCUCCUAGCAAACAUGAAACUCGUCCAAACUGCCCUGGCCAACCCCGAGGUCCUGGCGCGUUUUGAACAGGAUCUCACAAGGGCGAGCCGUCUGUCAGCCACCUUCGCACGACAAACCGUACUUUCCACUGACUUCCACUUCUCCGAUGCAGCGGCUAUCGUCGAGCUGGUCGCGGAGUGCAAGCACGACCCCUCGAAAUUCGUCCUCAAACCUCAACGAGAGGGAGGCGGAAAUAACAUCUUUGGUGAUGAUAUCGUCGAGAAGUUGGACAAGAUCAUGGGCAAGCCCGAGGCGAACGCCUACAUCCUGAUGGAAAAGCUGGAGCCACCGAUUGUGGAGAACUGUGUGGUUGGGUUGGAGUAUCCACCACCGCUGCGGCGCGAGAUGAUUUCUGAGUUGGGUGUCUACGGUGUCCUCUUGAGGUAA